ACGUUUGUUUGGAGACUCGCCGGUAUUGUUUGGGGACCACGACGCUUUUAUUUUUGUGUUUUUUACUUCAAAUGUCAUGCUGCCAUACAGUGUUUCUCUAUAGAGGAAGAGUCCAGGUGCUACGUUCCACAUAGAUGACAACAUAACAGCAAGGAAACAAAAUGCAAAUCCUGCGGGUAAAAGAGGCAGCAACUACUGGAAGCACAAUAUUCCAUCAGACAAACUGAAAGCAACAAUUCAUCCACCAUGUUGGGGCUACUGUUUAUCUUCUAUUCAUUCCAUAUUCUCUCUGUAAAAUCAGGUUUGCAUUCUUUGUUGCUGUUUCAUAUAUAUUUAGUGGGUGAGACUCCAUUCCCAGAAUCCCAGACUCUGUUUAUGCUGGAUGACAUUCAGAUUGGAUACUACAACUCAAAAGACAACAAGUUUGUACACAGAGGCAUGAAUGGUCUGGAGAGAACACCUGAUGCCAUAGAACUGGAACUAGCUCCUAAAUUGAAAUUGAAUCAUGAACGUAUGAAAAAUAAGGUCUCUUAUCUGAGACAGAUUCUGAACCACACAAACAGUUUUCAUGUUCUACAGAGAGCUGCAGGAUGUCAGUUACAGGAAAAUGACGACGUAGGAAUUUACUUGAGCAAAGACGCAUUCAACGGGGAGGCUGGAGAUGUCCGCUAUUACAAUCCACAAAAUGACAGCCUUCAUACUGACUGGGUGUGGCCAGAAGCAAUGGACAAUACAUGGCCUGGGGGUGUGCAUAUAGCUUAUACAUGGUACCAUGAUCUCUGCAUUGAACGCCUGAAAACACACUUGGCCAAAGAAAAGAAUCGUAUUUUUAAAAAGAUGAAGCCCAGAGUCAGGCUCCUCCAGAAGACACUCCCAGACUCUGGAGGGGCCAAAGUGACCUGCCGGGCCACUGGUUUCUACCCCCGUCACAUCAACCUGACCCUGCUCAGAGACGGCCAGUCUGUGUCUGACCACCAGAUCACUGGGGGGGAGCUGCUACCUAAUGGAGAUGAGACGUACCAGAUGAGGAAGAGCCUGGAGGUCAGUGCAGAGGAACUACAGCAUCACCACUACACCUGCACAGCUGAACACCUCAGUCUGGACAACAAGCUGGACAUCAGUUUAGAUCAUGAGUGGGAUUCAGUCACCACAUCCAUUGUGCCCUCCGUGCUUAUUGCUGCUGGGUUAGUGUGUCUUGCUGGAGUCGUUGCCUUUAUCAUAUGGAGGAGGACCCACACAGGCUCACAGACCUCUCUGCAAGUGAACACAGACGCUUCAGGAAUGUCUCCAGACUGCACCCUGCACUCACAACGCUCCGCUGUGGUGCUCGUCAACACCCUCGUAACACCACACAACGCUCCGCUGUGGUGCUCGUCAACACCCUCGUAACACCACACAACGCUCCGCUGUGGUGCUCGUCAACACCCUCGUAACACCACACAACGCUCCACUGAAGUGCUCGUCAACACCCUCGUAACACCUUUCAUCAACUACUGCACUGCAAUCCUGACAGGCAUUCCAAACAAACUCAUCCAUCGCCUCCAACUCAUUCAACACUCUGCAGCACGGAUCAUCACCUGCACAAAGUCCUCCCAACAUGUUACACCUCUCCUGAUAGAGCUACACUGGCUCCCUGUCUCUCAACAGAUCAACUUUGCACCCAAACUGUGGAACUCACUCCCCUCACACAUCCGCACUCUCCACUCCAUCUCACAAUACAAACCGGCUCUUGAAACCCACCUUUUCUAGAUAGCUUAUGGACUUUAAUGUGCCUUUUACUACCACUAUGUUUUUAAUUAGUGUGCUGAUUAUUAUUAUUUUCCACUGUGUUAACUCUACUCUGUGUUAACUGUAAAGUGGCCUUGGGUACUCUGAAAGGCACUAUGUAACAAAUAAACAGUAUUAUUAUUAUUAUUAUUAUUAUUUUGCACUAUAAAAGCAAUAGAUAGAACUAGGUAGAACUCAUUUCUUGAGUUGCCUUUUUGUAUUGUCCAUUGCUACCUAGUGGCCACAUAUUUUUUGUUUGUCUACAUUAAAACCAUAUAAUCUGCUCUCUGCCUCAGACACACACACACCGCACACACAUUACGCUGACACGUACUGUACACAUUUCUUGUAACGUCUUUAAAUGUAAAUGUGUAAAUGUAAAGUUUUCCUUACUUUGGUUUUAGUCACAACAAUG
Alosa alosa (allis shad) is the source of this 2182-nucleotide messenger RNA. RefSeq names its product major histocompatibility complex class I-related gene protein-like. The record is from RefSeq and is a predicted model, not a curated record. Bases 247 to 1389 code for a protein of 380 amino acids. Lineage: Eukaryota; Metazoa; Chordata; Actinopteri; Clupeiformes; Clupeidae. Gene Ontology annotation, cellular component: external side of plasma membrane. Gene Ontology annotation, biological process: immune response. The transcript has 8 exons.